AUGUCUUCAAAUACCAAAAAAGUUGUCAAGUUUAAAUCAAUUGAAGAUUUCAAAUUACGAAAGUUCAAAAGUCGCUCAGCUAGCACAUCGCCAACUACAAAAUCGUUCGACACCAAAAUAGAUAAUAGCAUUGACGGAUUACUUACUGCUAACAAAAAUUCCAAUACUUCACUAGAUACCUCGAAUGAUAGCUUCUCUUUACCUCGUGCCAGGUCGUCAGGGCUUGGGCUCAAUAAUAUCAAUGGUGUCAACAGUAACUCCAAUACUCCUUCAAAGAUCUUAGCUGAGGAUGCAAAGAAUAAUACCACCAGCCAUAAUGAUAGCGCUAAUGGAUCGACGACUGUUUUUUUCCCAAAGCAAAGACGGUCAACUUCUUUUAAUGUCUAUCGACAAUCAAUAAUCAGCACAAAUAGCCGUCAUACUGCAGUUUCAAGCAUGGGGAGAAACAGCAUGAUUUGGCCAGACCAAGAUCAUGAUGACAACGAUAGCAGGUAUGAUUUGCAUACCGAAGACGAAGAUAUAAACACAAUGAUUAAGCAUCAAAACAGCAGCGGAGAGAAUAUUAAUAACAAGCGAUUUUCCUUGCUUAAUGUUGUCCCAUCACCAAGAAUUGGUUCGGUACCUGGAAACAAGAGUGAGGAUGGCAACGUAACUUCACGCUCGCCAUCACCUCAAGCCAAUCUUACUUUUGGAUCAAGAAGACACAGUGUUAUAAGUAUGGCAUCGAGAUCAAGUAAUGGGGGCCCUCCCAGACUGGCAGGAUCCAACACAACAUCAGGCACUAAGUUUAGUAAAGGAAGCCUAGAAAAACAUCAACAUCUCAGAAAAACAUCAUUAGGACAACCUUAUAAAGGGAUCGAUGCUGAUAUUGAAGAGAGUAGUUCCACAAUCCUCCCGCCGGCCGCCGAGGUUCAAAAGGGAACCAUCUCUUCUAUAACCACUACGUCUACAACGCCGGAUAUUUCUAAUAAUUCGAAGAUCCAGAUAAAUGGGUUAACUUCAAGAAUCUCUAGAAAAAGCCGAACUAGCCAAGUUAAAGAUUAUAAAAAGAAGGAAGAGAGUGCAAAGUAUGACAGAAUAACCAAAUCUUUGACGAAUAUGUUUGAUAAUCUACAAACCUCGAACCAAAAUAAGGCUGCGUUGAUUGCCAGACUUCAACAGUUGAAGCAUCAAAAUGACAAUCAUCGGGCAAAGCUAGAUGUAUUAUUAGCCAAAAUCAAAGAGGUUGAAACCAAUUUCGAAGCCUAUGAUCACAAAGUCGAUAACGAUUGCACGUUGAUAAUGAUUUGCAUGUGCUUGAUAAAGAAUAUUUAG
This is a messenger RNA of Saccharomycopsis crataegensis, 1314 nucleotides long. RefSeq lists its product as uncharacterized. The transcript has a single exon. Bases 1 to 1314 code for a protein of 437 amino acids. Lineage: Eukaryota; Fungi; Ascomycota; Saccharomycetes; Ascoideales; Saccharomycopsidaceae. The record is from RefSeq and is a predicted model, not a curated record.